GUGCUCUACCAACUCGAGAGCGGAUUCUUCCACCGCGCCUCUCGCCUCACAAAAACAAGACCCGGAACAAUUCGCCACCCACUACAUCGAGUACACCCGUCAACUUAUCAACGAAAUAAUGUCUGAUUCACAAACUCAAUCCAACGCGGCACUUGGGCCCAUUCCUAACUCAUCCAAAGAAACACAGGGUCUCCGAUAUGGGGAUUUAGUGGUCCACGGCUUUAUAAAUUUGAUUGGCAAGCACGAUCCACACGGUGAAAGUGACAAGAAUUCUCAGGACAGCUCUAUCAAAGAAUAUCCAUCUUCCGACGAGGACGAUACUGACGAGGACUCUGACGAAGAAGAUCUCUCUGACGACGAAGUUAGCACCGUGUUGUCAGGCGCCGCGUCUACUCAAGAAGAUUUCUCUGCCGACGAUGUGAGCGAUGAGUGUUCUGGCGCAUUCCCUACCGAAGAAGAUAUCGCUGCCACAAAAGCCAAGCCGGAAAGAGAUGUCGCUGCCGUCCACAAAAAGUUACAAAAAGAUCUGUUUGAUUCCCUACAAUCGAGUCUUCUGCCGCGACUAAGACAACAAAUCACCUCUAUGUCUCUAUCACUAGACCCAACCAACUUACUCAAAUCUCCAGACUUACAUCUCAAGCUCAUCUUAGACAUCCAAUCGGAAUUCGAGCUCACUUGGGCUCAAAUUGAAUUUGCGGUUCGUACCAUCGGCCCAACACUUUCCAAAUCAUUGCCAGAAGAUGACCCGGAUGACCCGCUUCACAAGGAAUUUAAGAAUUUCAGAACUGGCACCUUGAGACGUUGGCUUCACCUCAGGUUGACGAGACACGUCUUCAAAUUUUUUAAAGAGGCCUAUGCUUCUAUUCAACAACUUCAACUCUCGCAUGAAAUGCCCGGUAACUCGAGUCCCCGAGCCUUUUCGAGUACACGGAAAUCUCGAUACGCUUCUUCUGUCCUAGAAGACAUCGACGACAGUAUCGAAUGGCUUACGAAGUCCGAAAUCUGUCUAGUUCAACUUGAUUGGCCAAACAAAAUACAGAACAUCAGUCUCACACUGACAACCCUCCUGACCUUCAUCAUUGAUGAAACAACUCGCUCCCAAAGGAAAAAGAAACGAUCUAAGAGCAAGGCUCGCAGUGAAUCAGCUAUCCAGUUUGUUAAAUCACUAUUGCCGAUUGCCAAAUUGAGCAGACUGUUUUGCAAUAAACAAUUGGAAUGGAGUGCAAACCACCGAUCACUACCAUUAUCCACAGAGCUGAGCUCACAACAACUGAGAACUCUUGUAUACUUGCCGGUACGGGCUGAUGAUUCUCUCGAUCACUUGAGGGACCUCUUGAGAAAGGAGAACUGGGAGGACGAAUCGAUCGAUUGUUCCGCAUUAAGGGACGUUGUAAACGAUAUCCGACAAGCUUUUGAAUAUGCUUUGUUCCUCAUACCGCUUCAUUUCGUCCCCCUGAUCCCAAACACCAACGGCUAUCUAUCCCAGGAUUACUUCAGAAAUUGGUUCACCACUUGGUCUACUCAAUGGAACUUGGCCAUGGUAAAUGUUUCUCGUUCUAUCCAGUUGCUCGAGAGAUAAUAAAUACCUCAUAGGUUUUUUUUUUUUUUGCUUUUUUUUUCUUCUUUGUCUUCCAUCAGUCAUCAUUCUUUUAAUAGUUUGGUAGUUCCAGUAGAAAACAAAACGCUUGAAGCAUGACAAGAUUUCUUCCCUUAAAAAUCGAUUGAUUUCUCUGACAUACGCCACUGUUCUACUGUAGACAGUC
Messenger RNA from Puccinia graminis f. sp. tritici CRL 75-36-700-3, 1763 nucleotides. RefSeq lists its product as uncharacterized. NCBI's taxonomy places the organism in Eukaryota, Fungi, Basidiomycota, Pucciniomycetes, Pucciniales, Pucciniaceae. The record is from RefSeq and is a predicted model, not a curated record. The transcript is spliced from 2 exons. Bases 119 to 1579 code for a protein of 486 amino acids.